Molecule: messenger RNA, 2971 nt
Organism: Pimephales promelas (fathead minnow)
Lineage: Eukaryota; Metazoa; Chordata; Actinopteri; Cypriniformes; Leuciscidae
Gene: steap2
Product: STEAP family member 2, metalloreductase
Biological process (GO): copper ion import
Cellular component (GO): plasma membrane; endosome
Molecular function (GO): ferric-chelate reductase (NADPH) activity; cupric reductase (NADH) activity
Source: RefSeq, a predicted model, not a curated record
UUAAAAUAUAAUAAAAUUGAGAGAAUAAAACGAUUAUACUAUUACGCGCGCAGAUACUUCCAAUGAAAUGAAAAGCGUUUUGAAAUUUGAAUGCGCGUCAAUGUGGAAAAUCGGCUUUUGAGCCUCCACGCGCCCCCUAGAGGAAACAUCAAUUAUUGUCUAGGAACAGCAGCAGCGCAAUGAAAGACACGCAGAGUCUCUGUAUGCGAAAAUAGCGGUGGGUCACUACAAAUCAAACGGACAGAGGGCGGGUAAACAGUCACCGGUGAGGGAAAUUUUCAUCUCAUCCGUUUGCUCGAUGGUGUCACGGCAGAGUCCAUCACAGAUCCAGUACGGGGUGCUUUGGGCCUGAAAAUGGACUCUAUUUCCCUGUUGGGCAGCAGCCCGGCCAGCACCAAAGUUUGCUUCCUACCCAAUGGGCUGAAGAACGGUUCCAACGAGGGAUCUGGCAAGCCCACAGUCGGCAUCAUCGGAUCUGGGGACUUCUCCAAAAGCCUGACCCUCCGGCUGCUCCGCAGUGGGUUUCACGUGGUGGUGGGGAGCCGACAGCCCAAGAGAGCGGCCGAGUCGUUCCCGCAUGUGGUAGACGUGACCCAUCACGAGGAUGCAGUGGGGAAGACCAACAUCGUGUUCCUGGCCAUUCGCCGAGAGCACUAUUCCUCUCUCUGGGACAUCAAGCACCUGCUGGCAGGGAAAAUACUGGUGGAUGUCAGCAACAACAGACGGGUGAACCAGUAUCCAGAAUCAAACGCAGAAUACCUAGCCUCCCUAUUCCCAGAAUCCAUCGUGGUCAAAGGCUUCAAUGUGAUCUCGUCCUGGGCCAUGCAGUCAGGCCCCAGAGACUCCAGUCGACAGGUGUAUAUUUGCAGUAAUUCGGCGGACGCUCGACAGCAGCUCAUUGAAAUGUCCCGUCAGCUCAGUUUCAUCCCUGUGGACAUGGGCACCCUCUCCUCUGCCAAGGAGAUCGAGAAUAUGCCACUGCAUCUCUUCACAGCCUGGAAAGGACCUGUUUUGACCACCGUCGCAUUGUCCAUCUUCUUUUUCGCUUACUCCUUUGUGCGGGACAUCAUCCAUCCUUAUAUGAAGACCAGACAGAGUUUUUUCUACAAGAUUCCUCUGGAAAUAGUGAACAGGACGCUGCCUGUAGUGGCCAUAGUUCUGCUAGCACUGGUGUAUUUGGCUGGACAGCUGGCUGCCGUGUACCAGCUGAUCUACGGGACGAAGUACCGGCGUUUCCCGUCCUGGUUGGAGGGCUGGCUGGAGAGCCGCAAACAGCUGGGUUUGUUGAGCUUCUUCUUUGGCUGCAUACACGUGCUGUACAGCCUCUGUCUGCCCAUGAGACGCUCCGAGAGAUACCUGAUGCUCAACAUGGCCUAUCAGCAGGUGCAUGCCAAUAUAGAGAACUCAUGGAACGAGGAGGAAGUUUGGAGAGUGGAGAUGUACGUUUCCUUUGGCAUCAUGGCUCUGGGGCUUCUCUCUCUAUUAGCUGUCACUUCCAUCCCAUCCAUCCACAACGCGCUCAACUGGAGAGAGUUUAGCUUUAUCCAGUCUACCCUAGGUUACAUCGCACUGCUCAUUUCCACGUUCCACGCUCUGCUCUUUGGCUGGCAGCGGGCAUUUCUGGAGGAGUCUUACCGUUUCUACAUGCCACCUAAUUUUGUCCUGGCUUUGGUUCUACCCGUCACGGUGAUAAUCGGAAAAGUGGUGUUGCUGCUUCCCUGUGUGAGCCGGAAGCUGAAACAGAUCAGGCGUGGAUUAGACCCCAGUCAGAGCCGUACCAACCACGAGAGACCAGCAGCCCACGUUUCACCCGAGAGGGUCACCAUCAUGUAACUCCACCACUAGUUAUUUGAUAUCACCCUAACGUGAACUCUCCGUCUUUUGUUUCUAGUUGUGCUUAUCAUACUCAUAAUACCCGACCACUGUACAGCCCAUCUGUAAGGUGACAUGUCAGCUGCUUUUUUGGAUAAGGGACUAAAAGGUUUGUUUGUAAUUAGUAUUCGGUUCCAGAUGAUGAAUAGGAGUUCAGUUGGAACUGCACUGGUCAUGUGACCUCAAUUACCCCUUGAAGGAGGAUGUCAUGUGACUGGAUGACCUGAUCAAGAGCUUUAUUGUAUCCCAAACUUCUUAUUUACACACACACACACACACACACACUACCGGUAAAAUAUUUUGGGUUGGUAAAUAGUCUCCUAUACUUACCAAGGCUGCACUUAUUUUAUUAAAGUACAAUAAAAUAGUAAUAUUGUGAAAUAUUAUUCAAAUAUUUUAAUAUAUUUUAAAAUGCGCUGGCAAAAUAACCCAAUCUAACUAAAAUAAUUCUAGUUUGCUGAUUUUUGUGCUCAAGAAAUGUGUAUUAUUAUUAUUGUGCUGCUCAAUAUUUUUGUGGAAAAGCUUUAACAUAGCUUUACAGCAAAUACGUAAAGGUUUCGGCAAAAAUACCACAUAACAAUAGCUUUAGCUUUAACAAUAGCUAGAAAAUGACCUUAAGUGGUGUCAAGAUGUUCCCAAGCUCCAUCCUGGUAUGGAAACACCCUCUUUUCUCUAUCCAAUCAAUUCCAAAUGGGAGUUUGGAAAAGAAAUCAGGUUAAAUUGGACCAUUUUUUUUACCAUUGGAUUAAUUACAUUCACAAAACAUUCACACUGACAUCAUGUCAGCCCAACAUGUCAUAAUGUUAGUGUUACACCAAAUCUGUUUUAACAUCUGUACAGGAAAAGCAAUCCCACGAAAUGCUAAACCACUGGAAAUGACCUGCACAGACUCACUGAUAAACAUCUCAUGGUAAAAGACAGCUCUUAUUUCUGCACUGUUUCUUGUGACGUGUUCUGAAAACUGUUUUGUGUCACUUGUCUUGUUGCACAACACUACCGUAUCUCUGCCUACGGUGUGUUGCUUUUUGGUAGAAUGUGAACACAAACUUCUGUGCCUCACUUGAUGCUUGGAGUGAGUACCAAUAAAUACAAUACAUCU